Messenger RNA from Phragmites australis (common reed), 2267 nucleotides. RefSeq names its product L-type lectin-domain containing receptor kinase IX.1-like. Bases 81 to 2042 code for a protein of 653 amino acids. The record is from RefSeq and is a predicted model, not a curated record. The transcript has 3 exons. Lineage: Eukaryota; Viridiplantae; Streptophyta; Magnoliopsida; Poales; Poaceae. Gene Ontology annotation, cellular component: plasma membrane. Gene Ontology annotation, molecular function: protein kinase activity; carbohydrate binding; ATP binding. Gene Ontology annotation, biological process: protein phosphorylation.
GCCAAGCCGACGAGUCGACAAGCGAGCAUCUUAUACGACGCAGCGGCAGCACGCACUGAGCCAUCAGAAGGGCGGCCGCGAUGGGCUCAACAACACACGUCUUCUUGCUGAUCUACUUCUUGCUCGUCGCCAGUCAUGGUGCCCUCCGCACCGCCUCCCUGACCUUCGACUUCGACUUCUCCAACGUUUCCACGUUCAGCCUAGCGGACUUCACGAUCGCCGGCGCCGCCGCGUUCCACGGUGCGCUCUUCGACCUCACGGCGAACUCGUACAGGGCCGGCCUAAACUUCAACGUCGGCCGGGUGGCGUACGCACACCCGGUGCCGCUCCGGGACAACGCCACGGGCCAGAUGGCCAGCUUCACCACCGCCUUCUCCUUCGCCAUCAACAUCACCGACAUGAACAACAAGGGCGAUGGCAUGGCCUUCUUUCUCAGCCAGUACCCGUCGGCGCUGCCGCCCAACUCGCAGGGUGCUGCUCUCGGCCUCUGCACCGACUACUGCGUCAACAAGACAGCCGGCGAGGACAGGUUCGUAGCCGUGGAGUUCGACACGUACAACGACACCUGGGACCCGAGCGUGACCUACGAUCACAUGGGCAUCGACGUGAACUCGAUCGUGUCCGUGGCCAACAUCUCGUUGCCGAGCUUCAGCCUGAACGGGCAGAUGAGCGCGCAAGUCGACUACAACAGCACCACCGGCGUGAUGAACGUCAAGCUACAGUUCGACCGCAGUCCGAAGUUCCACGGCGCCACGCCAACCUUCAACGUUACCGCCAAGGUGGACCUCGGGACCGCACUGCCGGAGCAGGUCGCCAUAGGGUUCUCGGCGGCGACCGGCGCAUCUAUUGAGUUGCACCAGUUGCUUUCUUGGUCCUUCAGCUCGAUAACUCCGGGGAGCUCACCCAGCACAGGCAUGAGUACAGGUGCUUCGACUUCAUGGAAUUCCAGAAUGGGGCUAAAGGUUGCUCUGGGGAUUACCAGCUUGGUAUCCCUCUUCCUCUGUACAGCUGUUCUUGCUCUGCUCCGUGCAUUGCGCCUUAAAAACUUGGCGUUAGCUGAGAUACAACUAGAAUCAGAAGCUCAAAACAAGCUCAUGGAUGAGGAGUUCGAGAAGGGCUCAGGGCCCAAGCGGUUCGAGUACAGCCAACUCGCCGUCGCAACCAGGGACUUCUCAGAGGAGGAGAAGCUCGGAGAAGGCGGCUUUGGCUCAGUUUACAGAGGAUUCCUGAAAGAGCUAGACCUCGACGUUGCCAUCAAACGAGUGUCGAGGGGUUCGGAGCAAGGGAGAAAAGAGUACACCUCUGAAGUGAAGAUCAUAACCCGGCUGAGGCAUCGGAAUCUUGUUCAGCUCAUCGGAUGGUGCCACGAGGGCAGGGAGCUCCUGCUGGUGUAUGAACUCAUGCCCAAUGGCAGCCUCAACACCCAUCUGUACAACCCAAUUGUUCUCCUUACAUGGCCAAUCAGAUUCAAGAUCGUGCUCGGGUUGGGGUCUGCGCUCCUGUAUCUCCACCAGGAGUGGGAGCAGUGCGUCGUGCACAGGGACGUCAAGCCGAGCAACAUCAUGCUGGACGCGUCGUUCGGCGCCAAGCUCGGUGACUUCGGCCUCGCGAGGCUCGUCGACCACGGCCGCGGCUCGCACACGACCAACCUCGCGGGCACCAUCGGGUACAUGGACCCAGAGUGCCUCGUGGCCGGCCGCGCGGGCCCGGAGUCGGACGUGUACAGUUUCGGCGUCGUGCUCCUCGAGAUCACCUGCGGGCGGCCGCCGGUGGUGCCCGAGCAGGAGGACCAGGGCAGGGCGCGCCUCGUGGAGUGGGUCUGGGGCUUGUACGGACGGGGAGCCGUUCUCGAGGCCGCCGACGAGCGGAUGGGCGGCGACUUUGACGGCGAUGAGGUGGAGCGCGUGAUGGUCGUCGGGCUCGCCUGCGCUCACCCAGAUUGCAUCCUGCGGCCGUCCAUCAGGCAGGCCAUGAGCAUGCUGCAGCGUGAGGUGACGUUACCGACGCUACCUGCCAAGAUGCCGACACCGCAGUAUUUGUGACGUAACCGUGUCUUUCCGGAGACUCGUAGUACGUGCAUGGUUUACGGUGAAUCGGUGUUGAAAUAAAUGAACUUAGUCGGAAAGCUAUUUUUAGCAAUAGAUACAUUGGCAUAAGAAAAAUAUUCAAUACAAAACAAACACAACCGAUUCAUAAUUCUAAGUCAUUCAAUUUUUAUAUGAAGGAAGCUUUAUUCUAAAAUAAAUAAUAUUCAAUUUGAGUGGAAA